Schistocerca serialis cubense is the source of this 2973-nucleotide messenger RNA. RefSeq names its product lactase/phlorizin hydrolase-like. The record is from RefSeq and is a predicted model, not a curated record. Lineage: Eukaryota; Metazoa; Arthropoda; Insecta; Orthoptera; Acrididae. Bases 1 to 2973 code for a protein of 990 amino acids. Gene Ontology annotation, molecular function: beta-glucosidase activity. The transcript has 22 exons. Gene Ontology annotation, biological process: carbohydrate metabolic process.
AUGGUUGACUUUAAAACUUUUAUUUACGGUCGUGUCUACGACACAGGAAUACCAGUCUUCAAACUGACUCAGCGCACCAGCAGGGCUUCACUAAGCAAGUCGCUGAAAGAUCGCUUGACCACAGGCAAAGGUGAGGGCAUUUUCGACCGUAUGUUCCACACAGUUACCAACAUCACCACUGAUGGCAGCAAUGGCGACGUGGCGUGUGACUCCUACCACAAGUACGAGAUAGACAUACAACUCGCCAAGGAUAUGAACGUGGACGCAUACCGCUUCUCCGUAUCGUGGCCCCGGGUUCUCCCCACCGGAGACGUCAACAACAUCAACCAGGAGGGAAUCGAUUACAACAACAAGGUGAUCGACGGCUUGAUCGCCGAAGGCAUCACUCCAGUGGUGACGAUGUUCCACUGGGACCUGCCACAGACACUGCAGGACAUCGAGGGGUGGCCCAACCCUAGGCUGGCAGACUACUUUGUUGAGUACGCCAGAGUGCUCUACGACAACUACGGUGACAGGGUGAAGUGGUGGCAGACGUUCAACGAGCCGGCCAGUUUCGUCUCAGGCUACUCUGGAGGCUUCCUUAUCGCCCCAGGCAUAAACUCGUCAGGCGUGGGAGACUACAUGGCGGCCUCCACCCUGCUCAAAGCACACGCUGGGGCCUACCACCUCUACGACGAGAAGUACCGACAGACUCAGAAAGGAAAGGUCGGCAUCACAAUUAAUAACAUGUGGUAUGAACCCGCCACCGACUCUGCAGCAGACAUUGAGGCAGCAGAACGCAAGAUGCAGUUCUACUCUGGCUUGUACAGUCACCCGAUUUUCACGGCUGAGGGAGACUGGCCUCAGGUGGUGAAGCAGAGGAUUGCGGCAAACAGUAAGGCUGCGGGCUACCCCAGGUCCCGACUAGUGGAGCUCACACCCGAGGAGGUGGAAUACAUCAGGGGCACGUCUGACUUCUGCGGACUGAACCACUACACGGCCAACCCAGUAUCAGACGGCUCCAGCGGCUACGACCCCUCCAUGGAAUUUGACGCGGGCGUCGUUAUCGGGGAAUACACGGACGCACCGCAGGCGGCAUCCACCUGGCUCAGGAGCACUCCUUGGGCCUUCCGCAAGCUGUUCAACUGGCUCGCCCAGCAGUACCCUGGCUACCCGAUCUUCGUCAUGGAGAACGGCUGGUCCGACACUGGAGAACUCGAGGACCAGGGCCGAAUAGAUUACUACACGAGCUACUUGGCUGAGAUGCUAAAGGCUAUUAAUGAAGACGGCGUCGACGUCAUAGGCUACACAGCCUGGAGUCUCCUGGAUAACUUUGAGUGGGGCACAGGAUUCACGACAAGAUUUGGACUUCACUAUGUGGACUUUAAUGAUCCGGAUCGCAAAUGGACGCCUAAGGCAUCCAGCAAGGUCCUUGGACAGAUCUUCAAAACGAAAACACUUCCAGCUAAAUACCUGAAGCAGAUUGCAGUGGUGAAGAUGAGGCCCACUGUGUGCUUGCUCUUUCUUUUGGCAGCCGGUGUCCUGGGUCGCCCGGGAAGACCUGGAGCACGAGGGCCUCCCAACAAAUUCCCCAAGGACUUCAUGUUCGCAGCUGCUACCGCGUCCUACCAGGUGGAGGGCGCCUGGAAUGAAGGCGGCAAAGGUGAGAGCAUUUUCGAUCGCAUGUUCCACACAAUUCCAAACAUCACCACCGAUGGCAGCAAUGGCGACGUGGCGUGUGACUCCUACCACAAGUACGAGAUAGACAUACAACUCGCCAAGGAUAUGAACGUGGACGCAUACCGCUUCUCCGUAUCGUGGCCCCGGGUUCUCCCCACCGGAGACGUCAACAACAUCAACCAGGAGGGAAUCGAUUACUACAACAAGGUGAUCGACGGCUUGAUCGCCAAAGGCAUCACUCCAGUGGUGACGAUGUUCCACUGGGACCUGCCACAGACACUGCAGGACAUCGGGGGGUGGCCCAACCCUAGGCUGGCAGAAUACUUUGUUGAGUACGCCAGAGUGCUCUACGACAACUACGGUGACAGGGUGAAGUGGUGGCAGACGUUCAACGAGCCGGCCAGUGUCGUCUUAGGCUACUCUGGAGGCUUCCUUAUCGCCCCGGGCAUCAACUCGUCAGGCGUGGGAGACUACAUGGCGGCCUACACCCUGCUCAAAGCACACGCUGGGGCCUACCGCCUCUACGACGAGAAGUACCGACAGACUCAGAAAGGAAAGGUCGGCAUCACAAUUAAUAACAUGUGGUAUGAACCCGCCACCGACUCUGCAGCAGACAUUGAGGCAGCAGAACGCAAGAUGCAGUUCUACUCUGGCCUGUACAGUCACCCGAUUUUCACGGCCAAAGGAGACUGGCCUGAGGUGGUGAAGCAGAGGAUUGCGGCAAACAGUAAGGCUGCGGGCUACCCCAGGUCCCGACUAGUGGAGCUCACACCGGAGGAGGUGGAAUACAUCAGGGGCACGUCUGACUUCUACGGACUGAACCACUACACGGCCAACCCAGUAUCAGACGGCUCCAGCGGCUACGACCCCUCCAUGGAAUUUGACGCGGGCGUCGUUAUCGGGGAAUACACGGACGCACCGCAGGGGGCAUCCACCUGGCACAGGAGCACUCCUUGGGCCUUCCGCAAGCUGUUCAACUGGCUCGCCCAGCAGUACCCUGGCUACCCGAUCUUCGUCAUGGAGAACGGCUGGUCCGACACUGGAGAACUCGAGGACCAGGGCAGAAUAGACUACUACACGAGCUACUUGGCUGAGAUGCUGAAGGCUAUUAAUGAAGACGGCGUCGACGUCAUAGGCUACACAGCCUGGAGUCUGCUGGAUAACUUUGAGUGGGGCACAGGAUUCACGACAAGAUUUGGACUUCACUAUGUGGACUUUAAUGAUCCGGAUCGCAAAAGGACGCCCAAGGCAUCCAGCAAGGUCCUUGGACAGAUCUUCAAAACGAAAACACUUCCAGCUAAAUACCUGAAGUAA